Cherax quadricarinatus is the source of this 4517-nucleotide messenger RNA. The record is from RefSeq and is a predicted model, not a curated record. Lineage: Eukaryota; Metazoa; Arthropoda; Malacostraca; Decapoda; Parastacidae.
UUGAAGUUUGAAGGAAGUGAAGUACAGUGUUGUCAACACUCAACCUCAGUGUUAAACUUAAUUUAUCCUAAUUUACGGUUACUAGGAGGCAUUAAUGAAGCUCUCGGGGGUCUUUUAAGACAUUCUACUAUUGUUAUCUUUUAUUGUCAUUGGAACUGCAGAUCUGUCUUCAUGGCCAGCAAAAGGAAUUCAAGUUCUAAAGUUGUUCACCGGCGAACCUUCCAAAACAGCACACAAAUGGUAGAGUUGACUCUUCGGACAAUCCCAAAGUCUACAUUACAGAAUCGGGUAUCUUCAGCUGUUCCACGACCUUUUACUAGAGAUUGUGCACUGAAGAAGGAAAUAGAAAAGAUUACAAGAGAAAAAAACAACAACAACAACAACAACAACAACAACAACAGGGCUGGGCCCAAAAAUGUGGGAAGAUCACCUACAAAUAAUACAAAAAGCAAAACAUCUGGUGGUGAAGUGUCAGUUGAGGUAUUAAGGAAAAAACCCAGUAAAAAGCGGCACAGAUUUGUCUCUCCAAAUUCUACCUGGUUGGAUGUGCUACAUAAAUCUAGCAGUGUUAGUAGUGCUGAUAUCAGUGAAAAAUCAUUACACACUACUGCAGAUGAGUUAACAGAACCUCUUAAUGAAGUUACUAGAGGACAAACAUUAUCAAGACAACCUGUCAGAAAUUCACCUAUGACUGAAAGUAGAUCUUCAGACUCCACAAAAGGCAGAAAUAUCCAUCAGCAGAGUUGUGCUGUACAGACAUCUAUACUGUGCCCUGCCCAGCCUCUCCCAUAUAAUGAGAAUUUAUCAAGCUGCAGAGAAGAUAGAAAGAAAACUGAAAGUAUUCCUGAGAAGAUAGGCAUAAGGUUUUCUCCCCAGCAGAGAACUAAUGCCAAAGACAAUGCACUAGUAGCAAACAAUUUCAGGAGUAGAGCUGGUGAAUCUCAGGAACAGGAUCUUGAGGUGCACUCUGAACAAGCAAGAUCAGGUAAUGAUAGACUGCUGUCUGAUGAUGUUAAUGCUUCACCCUUUGGAGAAAGUGCAUUACAAUUACUACGAGAACUGAAAGAGAGACUUCGGAAAAGAGGUGACAGUCAGGAUAGUGAUGUGGUGGGCGUUCUAGAGGCUUUCAUCAGUGGACAGGGCACCUCGGGUGGUGUUGGUGAGGGCAAUCCACCUCCCUCAGUGCAUGCUGCUUCAUAUUUUCCUCCUGUGUUUCCUCCUGAUCAAAAUAUUUAUCCCUCUCACUCCCAUGUUCAACAAAACCAUAAAUCUGUCAAUAGAUUACCUCAAACUUUAUACAGUGAAAAUAAAAGAAAAUGUUUAGGAGGAGGAAGUAAUGUAAAACAAACUACGGAGGAAAGUUCUCCACAAAAUGUGCAGAGUCAGCAAGGUGUCCAUGAUUUUCGUUUCAAAAUUCCGGAUCAUCCCAUCAAUUUUGGAAAUUACCCCAUCCAGAGCAGUAUGCAGCAUAUACAUAGUGAAAAUCUUAAAAUUUUAACCAACCAUGAUGCACCACACAGUAAUCACCAUCAAGCACCACAAGACACAAACGGCAAUGAAGAACUCUUGAGAGAGUUGGCACGACAGAAAGAAGUAAAUGCAGACCAAGAAAGGAUCAUCAAAGAGUUACGAAAAUUAAGUGCUCGACUCAUUGCCCAACAAGAGCAGGUAAUAAAUGUUCAGGCAGUAUUUCCCAAACUACUGAGCAUGGUAUUGUGGCUAUGUAUUUUCUCUACAUUUAGGAACUUGGAGAUCCAGUUAACAAAAGCUAACUACUUGUUGAAUAUGAAAAGACAAUCUCAGUCAGGACUCACUGCUAGAAAACUUUCCAAUUCAGUACCCAAUUUGGACACAAUAAAUAACCAUAUGAGGACAUCUAAUAAAUCACAUGAAAGUGCUUCUAAUUGUUCAGAGAGUGAGGCUGAUUCGGCUUAUGAGGAAAAAACUGGCUCUCGCUUAACAUCCAAGAUGAGUUCCCCUCACUUGGAUCAACAAAAGCAAGACUCUGGAACAGGUUCCUCAGAUAUUUCACCACAGCACCCAAAGCAAAAUUACAAGGAUUCUAAAAUACAAGAAGGGACAGUACCCCUUACUGUACAGAAUUCUACUAAUGUACGUACAUGUGAAUUCAUAAUCGACCCAUGUAUUCAUGAGAUUCAGAAGCUAACAGCUGAAGAAAUAAAGGCAUCAGAAAAUAGUAGAAUUAUUGAGUCCCAAACAAAAGUAAAUGACCCUACAAAUUACAAGAAAAAGUUGCAUAAAAUGCCUAGUACUCAGAACCUAAACCUGGCUAGAACUAGAGGCGUUUUAAGUGAUGUGGUCCUUAAAGUUAGUGACCUUGAUCCAAAGCCUUGGAUACCCAUAGAAGAGCCUACUUUUUCUUCUUUUAGUACCAUUAAUGAGCUUAAUCCACACGAUAGUUUAAUAAGCCAUGAAACAUCCUUUCUUAAAGGAAUUCAAGCACCAAGACAUAAUCAAAAUUUAAAUUCUCAAGAAAGCAAAUAUGGCUCUCAUCAACCACUGGAGUCUACAAGGGUCCAGGAAAACUCGCAACCCACAUUAGAUGUCAGAGAGGAUGACAGUAGUGCAUUUGUACCCAUGAAGGCAUUUAAUUCAUACAGUACUAUAACAUUCAAGAAUGUAGAUAUACUUGAAUGAAUCUAUGGCCAAAAAAAAAAAAGAUUUAUUCACUAAUUUUUAUAAAACUUAAGUAAUGUGGUAUUAAAUGCAAUGGAUGCAUUCUUAAAAAAAAAAAAAAAAAAAAAAAAGUCCAGAUGAACUAUGAUUUGCCACUCAAAAAAUGCUUAAUAGCUAUCAUAUAACUGGUUAAAGAGUUGUUCAGUAUACUUUAUAAAUCAUAACUUACAAAGUAUCCAUGUCAAUGCAUCCAAACAAAAGAACACAAAUGAUUUUCUUUAAGAACAAAUUUAUGAACACCUAAUCUAUGAUAACCAGGUUUAAUAUAUAUAGAUAGUAAAAAUGCUUCUUUAAGUUGAUUAGUAUUUGUACAACAGAGGUUUAAUAGAAUUUUUGGUCAAGUGUAAUGUGACUUGUACAUAUGUAUCAUAGCAAUUGUUGUGCAUUCCAGUGACAUUAUGUAAUGACAUAUUAUGGAAUAGUCAAUGUAACAUUUGAUCAAAUAGGUAAAUAUGGUGGUACACUUCAUAAGUGUUUGUCAGUGACUUGUUACUAUUUGUUUUUAUAGCCCUGAAACCUAUGAGAGUAGUGUGUUCCAGGCUUCACUGAUGCCACUGUGUGGCAUUUGGGUAGUCAGUUCUGUGAUAUGGCAUUUUUAUACUUGACCAACUUAUAAACAAAAAUUCCAGAACCUCAUUUAAACAAUAUGAAUUUUAAAAACAGUAAAUAUAUAUUUUUGUAAUGUACUUUAUGGAGAAUCCAGCAUAUUCUAUGAAUUUUGAAAACAAUGGAUAUAUUUUUUAAAAUACCAUACUAUGAAUUAUCUUGGUUCCCACCUCUUGAUUCUCAAACUUAGAAUACAGUGGACCCCUGGUUAACGAUAUUUUUUCAUUCCAGAAGUAUGUUCAGGUGCCAGUACUGACCGAAUUUGUUCCCAUAAGGAAUAUUGUGAAGUAGAUUAGUCCAUUUCAGACCCCCAAACAUACACGUACAAACGCACUUACAUAAAUACACUUACAUAAUUGGUCGCAUUGGGAGGUGAUCGUUAAGCGGGGGUCCACUGUAUACUGUAUGUUAAAAUACUAAUUAAAGGACUUUAAUAGUCAUAUGAAGACAACCUACAGAUAUUAAUGAAUGUAUGAAGUGAAAAGCGAGAGUCAACAAUUGAUAGACUGUCUUAGAGAAAGAGAGAUAGAAGUAAGGUGGUGUUACAUAUAUGGAAGACUGUGAAACAAUUGUAUGAAACUGGCUUGUAUCAUUCCAUAUGAUAUAGGCUAAGUUAUAUUUAAAAACAUUACAUAAAGUAUUUUUUCCAUAAGCAUUACCAAAAAAUCUAGUAUAGGUUUACUAUUGGGCUUUCCCCUAAUGUAGAAUACUUUAUAUAAAUGACACUCCAUGAGACUGACUUAUUAUUGUUCGUCAGAAUAACAUCCUGCAAAAUGUAAGUGGAAUUAAUCACAAAUGGGUUUUUCUUUAAAUUUUAGUAAUUUUAAUGAAGCUUAGUGUUGACUUUCCUAUGUAGGGAAAGAAAUUGUACAGUAUAAAUUCAUAGGAAAUUUAAUAUAGAUGUAAGUUUGCAAGUUUACAUAUACUAUAGUUGGUAUAUAGUGCUAAUAAAUUGAUUACAUACCAGUACAUAUUAUGUUUAGGUAUAAGGAAAUUAAAUAAUUAUUUUUACUUGUAGUAACAUAAAUGUAUUUAUGGGUUGCAUUUAUUCUGACAGAGAGAACCAUAUAUAUCAUUACAGUGAAUGUCACAAGAAUGUUUUGAUGGGCAGUUUUAACUUUUUUAUUACCCAGUUACAGACUUCUCUACUUUUUACCUAUUAUACUCAAUAUUAUGAAAAAAUAUACUUUUUUAAAUAAAGCUUUUAUCAUUUU